This is a messenger RNA of Galdieria sulphuraria, 1491 nucleotides long. RefSeq lists its product as uncharacterized. The coding region runs from base 32 to 1105 and encodes 357 amino acids. The transcript has a single exon. The record is from RefSeq and is a predicted model, not a curated record. Lineage: Eukaryota; Rhodophyta; Bangiophyceae; Galdieriales; Galdieriaceae.
CAAAGUGAAAAAAAAUCGUCCGAUGAAGAGAAUGUCACAGGUGCGAAGUUGGACCUUCAAUAUGUUUUUGGCAUUUGGAAGAAAGUUCCUUUUUCUUUCGCUGCUAUUUCUCUUUUUGUUGUUUUUUACUUUCUUAUUGAACUUCACAAACUGGAAAAGCCUAUCAGCGCAGCAAAAAGGUGUCUAUUUUGAGUCACAGUUUAGCGAGUCCAACCAGAGUAUUCCCUUCCUUUGUACCAGCUUAGAAUUCAACCACCACAAUUUUACGGAGCGACUUAUAAAUAGUGUAGACUACCCCACUAAACACUUUGUUGUCGUUGUCGCGGGAUUUGAUUCUAGUGCUAGACAGAUAGCAAGGUGGAUAGCUGAAAACUUCAAACAAGUCAAAAUUGUAUGGGAGUCUUCAAGAAUAGGUGGCACUGGAGGCUUUAACAUAUGCUUGCGUUAUAUGCACGAGUUUUAUAGAGAAAGAUGGGGUCUGAUUGUGAACAACGACGUUUAUUUUCCCUCUGGCUCCUUGAAAAGCCUAAAGUACCAAACCGAGCUGACUUUGCUGGAAGACCCACACUUGUGUCUUGGUUUUGUGAGUUUCAGAAACAUGCAUUUUGGUUAUAGUGGUUUUGUGGCGACUUCUCGACUUGUACAGUAUGCUGGAUAUUUUGACGAAAACUUAUUUCCUGCAUACUACGAUGACAAUGAGUUGGAUAUUCGUCUUCGAGAAGUAAACAGAAAUGAUGACGUUUGUACACGACAUGAUAUAGUUUUCAGUAACGGUAUUCACCAUGGUAUUGAAGAUCAACAAGGUUAUCUAUCUGGAACUGCGAUAUACUUGGAUGAACAUGAGAACAGUAGCUUCCGUGAUGCUCAAAGAAGAGGUUCUCGUAAUAAUCCUGUAUAUGUUGCAGAAAAAUGGGGGUGUCAAGGUACAGACUGGAAUUCUUGCAGCUACAAACGCCCUUUUAACAAAAGUUAUUUAAGUCUGAAGGACUGGCGGUUUGAUCCUGUCUAUCGUAUCUGUAUAGAAUAUGGAAAAUUUGCACGACAUGAUCGUUGUACUUACGACUUAGAGCUUUUAAACUCCCAACUAGAUAACGUCGAGUCGUAAAUUGUCCGUAUUCUGAUAACUCAGUUAUUGUAGUUGAUGGUAUUCUGUUUCAACUGUUGAAAAGUUCUUUGGAUUGCACUUGUUUAAAUUUGGUACGCAAAGUAAUUAUAGUUCGUAUAUGUCUGGGCGCGUCUUGGUCCAGAGUUCGACAUUAUCUGUUUUCAAUUCAUAUAAACAAGAAGCUCAGUUCAGUUUUCAGUGAAAGCCUGAAGUAUGUGGCUCAAUAUUUCCACUGCUUUCGAAUAACAUCAUUUCCGUAGAUAGGAGUCGAUAGAAUACUAUAGAUCAACUCCAUGUUUUGUGACGUAACGGUUAUCUCAAGUUCUUUCUUUGACUAUGGCCGGAAAGAGAAAUUUCGAGUAUUUCAUACGCGUUUUCAAAACCCU